AUGGAGUGUGGGAAAGACUGUAAGUUCGGAUUCAUUGAUGCGACCAUUCAGCGUCGGCAUAUCCCCGGGCCUUGGUUUGCCGCCUUUUCUUCAGUAUUCCUGUAUCUGAUAUGCUAUAUCGGCAUUGAAGGUCGCAUCACAAGAUACUAUCAUAACAAAUUCCAAACCCGGGUAUUGCGUAUUGGCCCCAACGCUCUGUCCAUCUCUGACGGCAGCGCGAUCCGCGCCAUCUACGUGUCAUCUGGCGGAUUUCCCAAAGAUGUCAGAUACAAAAACUUCAAUUUGGGUCCAAUCGAGACGAUAUUCUCUACCAUCGAUACAUCCUAUCGGGAUGUGCGCGCGAAAGCGGUUUCCCCUCUUUUCUCACCUGCAGAGAUUAGAGGCGAAAGUCAACCCGAAGGCUCCAUCGGGCGUCAUGUACAAGAAUUUGUUACCCAGCUCAAAGAACUCCACCAUGCAAAGAUCAGAACAGAUCUACUGGACCUUUGCGCAAAGCUAUCUAUCGACGUCGUAUCUAAUUAUCUGCUCGGCCUACCGUACGGCGGUUUAACUGAGCACGCCCAUUUGAGCCUGACAGAUCGACAGACGGACGAAGCAAAGCUAAGCGCAAAUGCCUUUGUUCACGCCAUCGUAGGCUUUGCUCGCUUCUCUUUAUUGCCCAAUUGGAUUUUCAAAAAUGUCUAUUCCAUAUCACAGCGCCUUGCUCGAGACGAGAAAGUCGACAAAUCGUUUGCAAAGAUUGCGGAGUUUAUCGAUAGAGUCAUGGCCAAGACGAAAACAUCUUAUAGCGCAGGCACUUUACAAAGAAAAAGGUUCCUCUAUCAGGACCGUUUGCUCGCAGCUGGAGUCUCAUUCACGGAAACAGCAGCCCAAAGCAAAGCUAUCUUAUUCGCAGGUGCUGACUCCACCGCCGUUGCAUUGGCUACCACUCUAUUCCAUCUUACCAAAAAUGAAAAUGCGCGCCAUCGCCUGUUAUGCGAAGUUCGUUCAGCUACCUCAAGCAAUAACAAGGAGCAGAAUGAGCUUAGUUUCUUACGGGCAUGCAUUAAAGAAGGUCUGAGACUCUGCAUGGCCAAUCCGACUAGACUCACACGCAUUGUGCCCAACACAGCGACGCUUGUAGUUGAUGGUUUUCAAAUACCUGCUGGUUCUGUAGUGGGCUGUGCAGCUUCUGUUCUACAUUACGAUCCCGAUAUUUUCCCGCAUCCGUUUGAAUUCAGACCGGAAAGAUGGAUGAAGGAAGACUCCAGCGAUGGACUUCGUCGUCCAGACAUGGAUAAAAAUUUGAUGGCUUUCGGGCAAGGUCUCAGGGCUUGUCUUGGAAAGAAUCUAGCCCUUCAUCAGCUCCACCUAGCCGUCGCGGCUAUCUCUACUUGA
This is a messenger RNA of Exserohilum turcica Et28A, 1377 nucleotides long. RefSeq lists its product as uncharacterized. NCBI's taxonomy places the organism in Eukaryota, Fungi, Ascomycota, Dothideomycetes, Pleosporales, Pleosporaceae. The transcript has 3 exons. The coding region runs from base 1 to 1377 and encodes 458 amino acids. The record is from RefSeq and is a predicted model, not a curated record. Gene Ontology annotation, molecular function: monooxygenase activity; oxidoreductase activity, acting on paired donors, with incorporation or reduction of molecular oxygen; heme binding.